Gaeumannomyces tritici R3-111a-1 is the source of this 2427-nucleotide messenger RNA. RefSeq lists its product as hypothetical. The record is from RefSeq and is a predicted model, not a curated record. The transcript has 5 exons. Gene Ontology annotation, molecular function: metal ion binding. Lineage: Eukaryota; Fungi; Ascomycota; Sordariomycetes; Magnaporthales; Magnaporthaceae. The coding region runs from base 1 to 2427 and encodes 808 amino acids.
AUGGAUCGGACUCGAGGCAGUCAAGAGCAAGGUGUAACUGCGGCGGCGAAUUCUUUCCAGGGACUAGGCCGGAGCGCCAGGGGCAAGCCCCAACACCUGUCGACAGUUCAUCAUCCCCAGCACUAUAGCUACGUGCCCAGGAGCGAGUACGUCCAUGGCGGGGCCCUGGGCAUGAACUUGAGCGCGUUCCCCCGCGGCGGCUCCGCGGCAGGCUUGCAAUCCUCGACUCUCUUCGGCCUGGACGGCCUUCAGCGUCGGGCGCAAGGCUGGGGUAAGCUUGUCGACGGUCCUCGGUGGCCGGGUGACGGUUGUAGCGUGGACAGCGCUGUUUCUCUUGCACAGUCAUGUGGCGGUGGUGACGCCGGCGUGGGCGGUUGUGAGGGACUCUCGGACGGUCGCGUCGACGCUGAUAUCAAGUUGAAUACAGAGGAGGUUCAAAAGCAGGCUGGCUUACACGGAACAACUACAUCAACGCACAUCUCCCCGAUCGAGAACAACAUGAAGCAGACUCUAGUACAAGACUGCAAGGCCUCGGGGGACGGCCCUGACCAUCCCCAAGACCUGCCCCAAAACAACCCUACUUCGUCUUCCUUCUCAAAGAGGCCCCUACCGCAUCAACUGGAGAACGAGGACAAGAUGCCUGUCGGCGACCAGCUCUACGACGCCUACAAGGCCCAGGGCGGCGGCGGCGCGGACAUGCGUGACCUGCGCGUUGAGCAUGAUGACAAGUCAACUUCAUCUGCCAGCAAUGACUUCGUCUUUGACGCCUUCAUGACCAAGGGCGGUUCGGGUAUCCGUGAGCUUCACCCCCAGCAUGAUAACUCGAUCACCAACAACGACCUCCGCCACGACGCCUUCAUGACCAAGAGCGGUGCGAACAUGCGCGAGCCGCGCGCUGAGCAUGACAAGUCAGCUGUCACUGGCGACCAGCUCCACAGCUCUUUCAGGGCCCAGGGUGGCGCGGGCAUGCGUGACCUGCACACCGAGCAUGGCAAGUCAACUACCACUGGCAACCUCCACCAUGAUGCCUUCAAGGUCAAGGGCGGCGUGGGCAUGCGUGAGCCGCGCGCCGAGCAUGAUAAGCCAACUGCCGGCAAUGAGCUCGUCUACGAUGCCUUCAAGGCCAAGGGCGGCACGGGUAUUCGCGAGCUUAACGCCAAGCAUGAGAAGUCGACCGCCAGCGGCGACGACGACAUCUACAAUGCCAACGACGAUGAUGAGGAGCCCACCUUUGGCAUCCAGACCGAGCGCCGUCACGUCAAGCAGGUCUUCCGCAACAACAAGGGCGACUACUACCUCGAUCGCGGCCACGGUCGCUGCACCAAGCUCAUCCCGGCCGACAUGCUUCCGCCUCUGGUUGAUGUCCCUGCCAUUCAGGUAGCCAGCUCUGACAUGACCAUCCUCCCUGUUCCGCCUGCCGCUGGACGCACUGGACGCUCUGUCUACCUUCACCCUGUCGAGACUGCCGCUCCUCUCGUUGCUUCGACUAUUGUCAAGGCCACCCCUGCUGCUAAAGAUCAUGACUCCUCCACCUCUUCGUCUCCCGGCUCGCCCGACAAUGUUCAGUCUCGCAUCGACGACAUUGUGGCCAGCCAGCCAGAGACCAAAAAGAAGAAGGUCAAGGUCUUUUGCGACAAAUGGGUGCACGACGGCGUGUGUGCCUUCACCCAGCAGGGGUGCAGGUACAAACACGAAAUGCCCUACGACAGGGCCACGCAGGUCUCUCUGGGCCUGUUCCAGGGCUUCCCGUCGUGGUGGCGCCGCCACCAGGCGGAGCUGCAGCAGAUCGCCUCGCCGCCGCAGGGUGCAGGCGCCAUCAUGGGCGCCCAGGAGGUCGUCGUCGGUGGCGGCGGCAGCGAGCAGACGCUCGUCAUGGGCAGCCGCGCCCUCGGCGGCGUGAGGGACUUCGUGUCGCCUCCUCCCCACGCGGGCGCGCACGUGGCCCAGUACGGCCAGAUGGUGACCGUGGCCGCCCCCGCCGACCGCCAGCAGCUGGUCCGCGAGAUGCCCUGGCGCCGCCAGGUCGAGGCCGCCCCCGUCCCGCCCCGCGCCGCCCAGGCCCCCAUCGGCCACAUCGGCCACAUCGGCCGCGACGCCGUCGGCUUCCCUGCCUUCCCGGCCCCGGCCCCGGCCCACUAUUAUUAUAAACCAGAAGCAGACAUUGCUGGUCGUGAAAGCAGCAGCAGCAGCGGCCCCGGCGCCCACUGGGGCGCCGUGGGCUCGCCUGUCCCCCACGCCGCCGAAGUGACCUCUGGUCGUGCCCGUGCCCGUGCCCGUAGCCAGCAGACGCCCGAGCACCGCGGCCGCCUCGCAACCCCCAACAUGUUCGGCGCCCUGCAGUCUUCGCCCGAGUCCUCGGGCAGCACCGACUCCAGCCGCGGCCUCGGCAGCGGCGCCAAGCUGACCAGCCCCAACGAGGGGAACUAG